AUGUCCUGGGUCAGCCCUCCAUACCAUCUCAAAACACUGAAUUGUAUGCCCACAUACAUUGAGAACAUCAAGGACGAUAAGGGAGCCAAAGAAGAAGAAUAAUUCCCUUAGCGACGUAGUUCUCAAUGAGUGGGAGCAUUCAUGGACCUUCCUUGGAGGGAGCCACUCAACCCAGCACAUUAAGGAGGACCAUUUCACAAGAAUGAACGUGGACGCAUUUCCAUUUUCAUUAAUCUAGUACUCCUCUAGCUAUAUCUAAUAUGAAUACAUGCCCAGAAAGCGGGCCAAUCAAGGGCCCGCUGCGCUGGGCAUAGGUUAACAGCUAGACCGCGCGACUAAUAUCUAAGACUUACAGAAAGACGAACGAAAAAUCAUAUAAAUUAGUAGAAGUUCUUCUUCUUGUUCUUCUUCUAACAACAGUUGAUCACUCAUGCAGAAGCAGCUCUGUACCCUUGGCCUGGCGCAGAUGGCGACUUCGAAGUGGAGCAGGUGGAUAACUUUUUUUAUGAGAUGAUUUCAAAUAUGAUUAGACAUGAACAAGUUAGAUCGACUGCGGCUACCGCUAGAGCCUAGGUCUAGGGCCUACUGGGUUAGGGCUAGGUCAGGGCUCUUCUAGUAAUGAAGUUCGCAAGUGAAUACCUUCACCUAAUGAUGCUCGAAGAAGUGGAGCACUAAUGUUUAUGUUCUACUCACUCUCUUCUAAUAAUGUUGAUGAGUGUAGUAGUAGUUCUCCCAUUCUAUAGCUCCUUGUAAUGUCCUUUUGAAUGCAGUUGAUGACUGUUCUCCUUCUCACCCUCUCUCUCUCUAAGAGUCUCCCCCUCUACUUCUCUCUCACCCUGUGUGAUCUUUCUCUUAGACCUCUUGCCAGGCAAGUGAGUCAAUCAAUCAGCCAAUCAAUCUUUAACUUUGUUCUUUUGCUUUGUGGCAGGACCAGCUGUACUUGAGCAAGCUGUUUAGGGAGUCGAUGGUUCCAGAGAGCUUCUUCCAGGACCAAGGCUGGACCGAUGACGGAUUUUUGCACCGUUUGGAUCUGUGGGAACCGAGUAAGAACCAGAAAGACCCUCAAACUGGGGAACCUGUGAAGCCGGAACAUCAACCCUGUUAUGUGAGUGUCGUGGUGAACAAUUUUAUCACAUAUCGAAGACUACAAGGGAGCACAAGCACUUCUGAAUCCACCUAUUUAGCAGUAUCUCGGUUAUUCUCGUCUGCUGCUCGCUUAUUUCAGUUUAUCGAAGAUCAUGGGCAUCGGAUCAAAAGCAUCCUUGUGCUGUGCUAGGUCUUCCUAUACGCAGAUGCUGAAAGUAUCUUCUGUAGUUUACAAUUUCUCUUAGACUUUCUGAGUAGUACAAGAAAAAAGGGUAGAAGCAGUAAAUGUUGCACAACCUCCAGUUGAAUGUAAUCUACCUAUAUGCUGGGGGAGCAUUGUUAUCCACCUGCUCCGCAUCGUCCUAUAUGUCUCAUUAAGUAUAUUCAGUGCACAAACAUAAGCAGAUGUAGAGGACUCCCUCAAGACGAGAGGGAGAGUUGUCCUAUAAAUAUAAUUCAAUGCAACUACUACAUAAGAUUAAGAGAAAGAACACCAGCACUCUCACUCUCUCUCUCUUAAACAUAAGUAGAGCACCCUCUAAGUCGGCAUUCGCCCGUCCGGUAGAAUGCUUGAAUCGUGUCACAUGGUGCUUAUUGUGCUGCAAGAUAUCCCAGGAACGUCAUUGAAGCAAGGUGACAUCAUCACCCACUUUGGCGAGGACAAUUUGAGCGCGAGGCUCCCGGACCCACCUUAAGAACCUUUACUAAAUUCUCCUUCUGCUCAUCAAGUUUUCAUUCUGACGUGAGUAUAUUUAUCCGGAAGUAUACAGCGUGCUCGUCUGUUUGUCUAGCGCUUCGUAUUUAGUACCCAACGAGUUUUGUCUUAGUUUGUGUUUGUCUGUCUGUCUGUCUGUGUAGCCUUUUGUAAGUACAUGACGACGUGGCGGUCUUCGUUUGUAGCCCGCUUCUCUAACUUGUGCGACCAAAAGAUGUCGUCGGAACAGAGGAGCUACAUGCCCAGCUGAAGCCUAAAGAUUAAGGAUUAUUUCGAUAUUGCAUUCUUAAGUACCAUCCAUCACUCGUUUCCUAGUAGGAAGAGGGUCAAGGAUGAUCUGAGGAAUGCAGUAUCGCAAUCGCUAAAAAGAGUGGACGGAAAAACCAAGCAAGCCGAGGCCAGGAAGUAACGAGCCAGGACCAAAACUAUUCAACAGGGAGCCUCACCUUUUUUAAGGCGUGAUGAUCCUAGUCCUAGUGGGCGGUAUAGGCAGUUCUUCUUUUUUCUCUGUAUUGAGUGGAAAUCCAUUGUCAUUGUACAGAAUCCAUAACAUACCCCAAAGAGGUAAAAAAUUUAGUUGCAGUAUCAUGUCAUACACCGACGCAGACAACUACAAACUCAAAUCAGUCACGCGGCCUCUGUAAUACAAAGACGCAAUUAACAAGUCGAAAUAUUAGCAUUAGGUAACUCGUCUGUCAUUGAUAGUCAGCAGCGGAAAAGCUUGGGCAGUCUCCUCACUCUCUUUCUGAAAAACCUGAUACUGCAUUAUUGAUUGAAGCGACCUCAGUGAGGUUUUGAUAUACUUACCAUUUAACAGAGUAAUAUUAAGAUGAUCAACAUGAACAUGAUAGCUAAACUUCUUCAGGAGUGUUCUUUUCUAGUAUAUUCCUCUGGUCUUUCUGAUACUAGUUCCUGAUUCCUUUCGGUUCAAGAACAUUGAUCUGCUAGCCUCUAAACUCAUCAUCUACUCCACAACUCUUUCAGCUUGUCGCCAUCAUGUGGAGUAGUAGCGUUUUGCUGGAGGGAUUCAGUCUAGUAACUCUCUUCUAUAUAUAAUUACAACUGCCGCUGGAGGCAGACUUUCUACAGUCUAUAUCGAAGUAUACAGUUUAAGUUGUUUGCCUAAUUUUUUAUAUCUACUCUCUAACUUCUGGAGGCAGACUACAGUCUUUUCGCCUUUGCGAAUGCGGGGCCAGCUUUCCCAGUUUGGGGGAUGAAUGCUGAAAACUUGGCUGACACGACAUCGGAAAGUCCGGACAUUGAGGCUCAAUAAUGCAAUUCAUUUCUACAAGCAGUUCACUUCUACAAGCCUUUUUUCUUGUAGUGAGUGAGAGCGAGUUCCGUGAAGAACCUACAAGCCAUUUCUCCCUAGUUCCUUCAUAGGAUCGAUUGCGAGAAAUUGAAAUGUGCGCAAGAAAAAGAAUAAGAAAUUAAUUGUCAGGCUCAGGCUUGAGGUCUUUCUAAUGCCGGCUAUCUCGUCAUGUGGCAUCCGUAUAUUUUGGAUCUUAGAGGUGGUUCAAUCGGGAGAAUGCUGCGACCUCGUCUCACACAUAAAACCAUGCAAAUACACGACGAGCGACCUAAAUCGCGAAGGCAGCAAGACAAAGUUACGGGCAGGAGAUAAGACAGGAUACCAGAAGCAUUAGCGCGCUAAGCGUACUCGGUUUUAAACUCAUUUGAGACCGUGUUCCGCAUGAUUCUCAUAUAAGACCCAAAGCGCCUUUUCCGAAUAAGAAUAAAAAUCGGGGCCUUUGGUCUAAAACUGACGAUAUAUUACAUGUACACCCACCCCGCCCACUAAUAGCACUAACAUCUUCUUGGCCCUUUUUUCAAGUUAUCGAAAUCUUGAAAAAAGCGAGUAGCUAGCUGAAAUGGUCUAGUCAUUUGAGGUGCACACAUGGCAUGACUCUGAAGAAUGUAGUUGUAAUCAUUAUAGGUGAAGUGGAAAGAAGCUUUAAGAAAGAGCUGAUCACAUCCGACGUACAAUCAGUGGAGUUGCUACCUGGGCUUCCCGUAAGGGUGCGAAGCGACAUCGACGUACCCCAAGCGUCCUACCUAG
Amoebophrya sp. A25 is the source of this 3860-nucleotide messenger RNA. Lineage: Eukaryota; Dinophyceae; Syndiniales; Amoebophryaceae. The record is from the annotation of a GenBank genome assembly.